CUUGGAGUUACCGGCCAUGAAUGAAGUAGCUGAGAGAAACAAGAGUCAGGCACCUAUUCUCCAGAUGAUGAUGGCAGACCUUUAGAAGGCUCAGGCGAUGUUGCAAAAUAUCAAGUAAUAUUGUCAAGUAUUACUGUUUUAUCACAUUCUAUACUUUUAUCAAAUGAUAUUGUUUAUGAUUAAUUGAUUGAUUGAAUAUUGUUUAACGUCCCUUUCGAGAAUCUUGCACUUAUAUGGAGACGUCACCAUUGCCGGUGAAGGGCUGCUAAAUUUAGGCAUAUCUUCGGCACUUAGGGCCUUUGGCGUCUUCGUCGUGCCACAACUGCUCUGACACGGGACCUUGGUUUUUGCGGUCUCACGGCGGGUGUGACCGGUCAACAGGGGAUGCUUACUCCUCCUAGGCACCUGUUCCCACCUCUGGUGUGUCCAGGGGUCCGUGUUUGCCCAACUAUCUAUUUUGUAUUGCUUGUAGGAGUUAUGAGGUUGAUCACUGUUCGUUAUCUUCACCUUGCAUCCGAAGGAUCGCCCAAUUUAGUCGAUUCUUACGACAAGCAAGGGCUACUGAUGAAAGGUGAAGAUAACGAACUGUGAUCAAUCUCAUAACUCCUAAAAACAAUACAAAAUAAUAGAUAGUUGGGCAAACACGGGAUCCCUGAACACUAUUCUAACCCGGAUCCCUAUGGGAGAUAUUGUUCAUGGGGUAAAUAAUAGAUGAAAUUAUAUUGAGGGUGGAAAUAUUAUUUUGCAAGCUUGUUAGAUUAAACCGGAUUGCAGCACUUCUAGCUUUAUGACGUCAUCAAUAUACCAUUCGUCGUCAAAAUACCCUGACAAUGAACCAGUGCUAUCUUGCCUGUAGAGGAUAUUAUUUUCCAAAUCAUAAUGCUACCCCUCCAAACCGGAUCAUUUUUUCGUAAAACGUUCAUUUUUCCGUUUAUACUCUGUACGUCUUUAAACGGGUUUCUACAUUAAAAUCUGAGAUGUAUCGCUGAACUUAACUGUCCGCCAGUAUUGGCACGGCCAUACUCCAUACAAAAUAUGGGAAGUUUAUGAUAGAGAAAUUGAUAAUACAAUUCAUACAAAAUGCAACAUUUUUCUGUGUCUUAUGAAGUAUUGCAUUGUAUUUUGAAAAUCAGACGGUAAAAGCCUCAAAACAAUAUGGCGCACUCUUAGUUUCCUUAAAGGAGUUAUCCCAUGUUUCUAAAAUACACAAUAUGAUAUGUGAUUUGCCUUCCUUACGCAUACAAUAAUUCAUUCUAAGAGUUAGUUAGCAGAAAUGAAGCGAUAAAUGUAAGUUACCAUUGUAGAAACACCUUAUUGAUUAGUAAAAGAACUACAGUGAUAGUUCUCAAGAAGAAAUCAAACGAUAAUUAACUUAAAGCCUGAUUUGGAUCUAAAUUCCGAUUAUAUAAGUACCUUAAUAAUUCGUAAGGGAGUCAUGUGGUAUAGUGACGUCACAUGCUACUCUCUUCGUUCAGCUGAUUGUGGAAGUAGUGUUAGAUAUCUAGAACAACAUCAGCAUUUAUUCCCCACUAUUUACCACGUGUAGACGACAUUUAUUCCAAGGUUGUCGAAAUUCAAAAGGAUUUUAACAUGUUGCUGUACUCAUGCAGAAAAAACUUGACAGGUUAACUAACACUGAUUGACUUUGCACGGCUUUUCAAUGCUAAUUUAUGUGUUUACGCAAUAUAACUUAUAAAAGUGAAAAACACAAUAUCCUAAAUUAAAACAACAGGCCCAAGGGCCACAUCGCUCACCUGAGUCAACUUGGAUCAUAUUUAAAGAUUCUCCCUAUAUAUUUGUAUGAAAACUUGUGAUCCCAUCCUACACCUGGGGGCCAUGAUUUUAAGAAACUGAAAUCUGAAAUAUGAAAAAUAUGAAAAACUUUCAUAUAAAUAUCAGCUUUUCUGGCUCAGUGGUUCUUGAGAAGAAGAUUUUUAAAGAUUUAGCCUAUAUAUUAGUAUGUAAAACUUUGAUCCCCUAUUGUGGCCCCAUUUAACCCCUGGGACCAUGAUUUGAACAAACGUGAAUCUGCAUUAUGUCAGGAAGCUUUUAUGUAAAUCUCAGCUUUUCUGGCUCAGUGGUUCUUGAGAAAAAGUUUUUAAACAUUUAUCCGAUAUAUAAGUAUGUAAAAUGUUGAUCCCUUAUUGUGGCCCCAUCAAACCCCCGGGGACAUUGAUUUGAGCAAACUUGAAUCUUCACUAUGUCAGAAAGCUUUCAAGUAAAUUUCAGCUCUUCUGGCCUAGUGGUUCUUGAGAAGAUUUUUAAAUGACCCCACCCUAUUUUUGCAUUUUUGUAAUUAUCUCACUUUUGAAAGACAUGGCCCUUCAUUUGAACAAAAUUGAAAGCCCUUUACCAAAGGAUGCUUUGUGGCAAGUUUGGUUGAAAUUGGUCCAGCGGUUUUUGAGAAAAGGUCAAAAAUGUGAAAAGUUUACGACGCAGAUGACGACACCGAUGACGCCGACGACGAGAGACAACGGAUAAAUUUUGAUCAGAAAAGCUCAUGUGAGUUAAAAAAAAAUAAGUGAUCAAUACCUUAAUUCUCAUAAUGAUUACAAUGAUUGUGGUACCAGGUGCCUAGGAAAGGUAAUUAUCCCGUGUCGACCAUUCACACCCGUCGUGAGCCCCAUAUCUUGAUCAAGUAAACAGAGUGAUCCAUAGUCAAAAUCAGUGUGCCAAGAACGCCCUUUGGUCGUUUGUCAGUAGCUUGCCUCGAUUUAUAAACUGAUGAUACGCUGAACAAGCUCUUCAGUAUCGAAUCAGUUAAGAGACAUAAACACCAUAUAUAGAUGAUAAUGAAAUAUUGCUCCAUAAAUAUGGGAAGUUGGCGAUGGAGAACCUGAAAUCAUACGGUUUGUCAUAAAGGUGAGUUAAUAGUUUGCCGUUGACAUAGAAAUUCGAUACAACGUCUAAAUGUGAAGCAGAUGUGGAAGAUGCUGUGAUUUUACUGGAAUAUAUCAAGUCGACGUAGGAACGAGAAUCCCAUUAUGCCCUUUACGUCUUUAAGGUAACUCCAUACUCGCAGUUUUAUCUUAUACAGGUUUAAAAAGUGUAUUUAUUUCCAUUCACUGGAGUUAAAACUAACAAAUUAUCAAAUAAGAUAUAUAGGUCAUCACACUUUUUAAGAUGCGAGACGUACAUAAACAGAAUCAUAUGUCAACGUCAGAAAAUUGCAAUUUUCCUUCAACAGCAUUAUCAAAAUUUAAUACAAACUGGUUAUGACGAUAUAAUAGCAUUCAUAACAAUUUCAUGAAAAUGUUUCUUCAGAAAAAUAUACAAAAUGUCUGUAAAAGAUAAAGGAAAUCUAUCGCAUAAUAGACUUGAUAAAGAAAUCAAUAAAAACAGAGUUAUUGCCCUUGGAUUCAAUAUUCUGAAACGUAUCGUUGAUUAUUCAUUUAUGAUUUAAACUUUUUGAAUAGUUUAUUUUUAACAAGAUUUUUUAUAAUCACUAUCUGAAAAGACUCCAACAAAAUUUAUGUUCCUAUUAUGCAUAAAUCCAAAUAAAUAAUUGAUUUUGCAAAAUCUGAUGACAUCACAGUAGGGUGGUAUUACUUUAAUAUGAAAAAGUCCUCAAUUUUACCCAACUGCAUAUUUAAAAUAUUUGUAAGGAUGUCAACAGAAGAUCCUUAUUCCCCUUAGGCAUCUGAUCCUACCUCUGCUAUGUCCAAGAGUCUGCAUUUACCUUUCUCUUAACUUUGUAUUAUUUAUAGCAUUUUUGAGAUUGGUCGUUAUCUUCCCUAAUUCACUUUACAGAAGUCAUGCAACGUUUCUUAUCACGCCUUGCCCACAAGAUCAACGUUCAGUGGUAUAUGUUUAUAUAUUGGAAAUAUAACUCAGUAAGGCCUGAUUUUUAGCACUAUUACACAUACCAAUAACUAUGAUACUUUUCAUUAUUUUUAUUUUGUUUCUUUCAUCUGUCGCCGGAGUGGAAAGUGAAGGAGAAAAAGUUGAACUGUCUAUGUUACUAAGAAGAAUUAGUGAUUUAGAAGAGAGGCUUCACAAACAGGAAAGAGUAAAUGAAGAACAAAAUACCAUCAUUAAGACUUUGCUCCUGGAGAAGACAGAGACAGACACAGCCCAAGAGACUGAGAUUGUCACGUCGAUUCAAACGGAGCAAAAUGAGGGCAGUCAGUGGGACAAUGGUGAUCUAGAAAACAACCCAAUUUCAGGGGAAGGUGCGCGAGGGGUAAAUGUCGGAAUUAAAUCGCAAACUGUAGCUACUAUUCAAAGUUUAGUCAAAGAUUUAAAGGAAACUUCAAGGAAAAUCCAGAGAGGUGUUGUUGCAGGAGAUGUAGCAUUUUACUCUUACUUGUCACACCAUGAAACAAAUCCUGGUCACCAUCAAACAAUAAUAUUUGACCAUGUUGUUAUAAACGUUGGCGGAAACUACAAUCACCACUCCGGUAUUUUCAACUCACCAGGAAAUGGAGUGUACACUUUUUCGUGGACAUUAUACUGUACUGAUGGAGGGUAUUUCACCACAGAACUGGUCGUUAAUUCUAAUCCUGUGGGAGGCGCGUACUGUGAUGCACAGGGUGCUAAUUACAUAAGACAUACAUUGGGUGUAGUCGUUGUCGAGAUCAACCCGGGAGAUAUAGUAUACGUUCGUACUUCCCCAACAGACAAUAUGGCGGGAUAUAUUUUUUCGAAUCUUAGCGCCCGUACUACAUUCAGUGGAUGGAAACUGUUUUAAAAUAGACGAGUAAAUAUUCAUAGUCCUUACAAUACAUAUGGGAUUUGAUUUAUUUGUUCGCCUGUAACAUUGGUAUAUGGUUACGUUAGAACAUAUAUUAAAUUCUAAAAUUAC
Ostrea edulis (European flat oyster) is the source of this 4804-nucleotide messenger RNA. RefSeq lists its product as uncharacterized. The transcript has 2 exons. The coding region runs from base 3875 to 4690 and encodes 271 amino acids. NCBI's taxonomy places the organism in Eukaryota, Metazoa, Mollusca, Bivalvia, Ostreida, Ostreidae. The record is from RefSeq and is a predicted model, not a curated record. Gene Ontology annotation, molecular function: protein binding.